GUUUCGACAAGAAUUUAAUUGUCGUUUGAUGGGAUAGCCAAGGCAAGGGAAUAUCGUUGAGAGGAAGAACGAGAAUUCAGAGGAUUCAGAGCUCUAGCCAUGAAAGAUUACGAGAUUGAAGAAAAGAAGCAAGCUGCUGCAGAUGUGCUGUUUCAAUAUUCAAAAUUUGCUCUGGCAUGUAUUGGGAAUCAGGCUCGGCCUUGCGACUUAAGGUUGCAUUUGAUGAAGGAAAUCUCGGGUUUGCCGACUUCCUUGAAAAAGGCCUCAUCCCAAGCAGCCGCCUCUCCUGAUGUGAUGGGAGAAUCUUCGAGCUCAGGGACUGCAAGACUUGAUAAGGCAGACAGUUUUAGAGCACUCUAAGAAAACAUUAUAAUCGUGCGUUGAUUGACUCCUGCUUCAUAUAUUUUGUGCAUAACAUAUUUAAUAUUGCGUUAAAGGCUCUUCAACCCACUUUGGAAGAUUGUUAUCCUGGAGCAUAAAUAUUAGAUGAUACAAAUAAUUAGCAUUCAUGUUUUGCUAUGUGAUUCCAGCCAUGUUACGAUUAACGUAUUUAUUCCAACGAACGUAUCUGCAACAUUUUAAAAGUGAGUUUUGGUGUAUGGGACUUGUAUAUAUGCAGGAUCACUCCUGUGUUUUCAAGUUACGGUAUGAUUGGUUUGGCAAUACAAAUACAUGGUUCUGAUA
This is a messenger RNA of Sesamum indicum (sesame), 684 nucleotides long. RefSeq lists its product as uncharacterized. The record is from RefSeq and is a predicted model, not a curated record. NCBI's taxonomy places the organism in Eukaryota, Viridiplantae, Streptophyta, Magnoliopsida, Lamiales, Pedaliaceae.